AAUAAAAUCUCUCGCUUUCUCCAUCUCCAUUUCUUCAAUCUCCUUCCUCUCUCUAUUUCUUCAAUGGAUAAUAAACCGGAAACGUCAUUAGACAACGCAGUUCAUCAACGAUCUGAACCGGGUUCCCAAACCGGUUCAUCUCCAUCAACAAUUACGACUCACCACUUAUCGGUUCCACCCGGUUUAACUCCGGAAGAAUUCCAAGAGCUAAGUUCAUCCAUCGCUGAGUUCCACUCAUACCGAAUCAACUCGGGCCAAUGCUCUUCCCUAGUCGCGCAGCGAAUCCACGCGCCGGCCGAUACCGUCUGGACCGUCGUUCGCCGGUUCGACAAGCCACAAACGUACAAGCACUUCAUCAAAAGCUGUUCGGUAGGUGAAGACUUCCGUAUGGCCGUCGGAUCCACCCGUGACGUCACCGUCAUCUCCGGUUUACCGGCCGCUACCAGUACCGAACGGUUAGAUAUAUUAGACGAUGACCGUCACGUCACCGGAUUUAGUAUCAUUGGCGGAGAACACCGGUUGAGGAAUUACCGGUCAGUUACGACGGUGCAUGGAUUGGAACGCGAUGGAGAGAUCUGGACGGUUGUUUUGGAAUCGUACGUUGUAGAUGUACCGGAAGGGAAUACGGAGGAAGAUACACGCCUUUUCGCUGAUACAGUUGUGAAAUUGAACCUUCAGAAAUUGGCUUCUGUUACUGAAACUUUGGCUCGUGAGGCCGGUAAUGGUGGUGGUGAUAGUAGUGAUGUAAGUCACAGGUGAAUUAUGUGAUUUAUCCAAACUAUAAAAAAAAAAGUGUUCUUUUUUUUUCGUUUUUUUUUUUUUUCGUUCUUUCUAUUGGCUUUUGCCUUUUGGGGUUUAUGUGUUUGACAAUGGAUUAAUUAAUAGAAAGAAAGAU
This is a messenger RNA of Solanum verrucosum, 895 nucleotides long. Its product is annotated as abscisic acid receptor PYR1-like. Gene Ontology annotation, cellular component: cytoplasm; nucleus. The record is from RefSeq and is a predicted model, not a curated record. Gene Ontology annotation, molecular function: abscisic acid binding; protein phosphatase inhibitor activity; signaling receptor activity. The transcript has a single exon. Lineage: Eukaryota; Viridiplantae; Streptophyta; Magnoliopsida; Solanales; Solanaceae. Bases 64 to 759 code for a protein of 231 amino acids. Gene Ontology annotation, biological process: abscisic acid-activated signaling pathway.